Molecule: messenger RNA, 1236 nt
Organism: Staurois parvus
Lineage: Eukaryota; Metazoa; Chordata; Amphibia; Anura; Ranidae
Source: the annotation of a GenBank genome assembly
AUGUUUUAUAAAGUUGAGAGACAAUUACUGACUGACAACUGUAUUAUCUUUCCACAGGAAGCUGAGUUUGCUGCAGAGCAGGUUGACCUAUAUGACGAUGUCUUGGCAGUGGCCUCUCUUGGGUCAUCUCAUCCAGAUGGGAAGAGCAAUGUUCCGGAGCCCACCUCCCCUAUACAGGCUACCUCUGCCAAAUCAAACAACAAGUCGCCCGCCAUUUUGUACACCUACAACAAUGUGCGCAAGAAGGCUUCUGUAUAUAUUGGAAACUUUUCAUGGUGGACAACAGAUCAGCAGCUCAUUGCUGCCAUCCGGUCCCUUGGUAUCCGUGAUCCUAUUGAAGUGAAAUUUGCAGAGAACCGUGCAAAUGGCCAGUCCAAAGGGUAUGCAGAAGUGGUGGUUUCCUCAGAAACAUCUGCAAACCAGAUCUUGGAACAGUUGCCUCUCAAGAAGAUAAAUGGGGAGAAGCCUGAUGUUCGACCAGCAAACCGCCAGAGCCUUUCCUUUUUUGAAGAUUUGGCGCGAAAGAAAAUUCCUCCCAGAGUUAGUUCAAAGGGAUCUGUGGACUCAGCAGAUUGUUCUUCAAACUUCAAUGACUCUGCUGCUUCAUCACCACACCCAGAGACUCCUAAAAACAUAGUGCCGUACUUUGCACGGCCUCCUUUCAUGGAAAGCCCUUCCCGCAUCCCUGUCAUGACUCUGCCGAGACCUCCUAUAUCUGUUCCACCUCCUCCUUCACCUUCAAUGCCUCCUACAUACCGUGCUCCUCCAAUUCCUCCUCUGCACUAUCCGCACCUCAUGCCUCCUCCACCAAGGCUGCCACCUCUCUUAGGUAUGCCUCCCCCAACUGGUGUGCCUCCUGCUCUUCAUCUAAACCCUGCUUUCUUCCCACCUCCGAGUUCUGUGCUAGGACCCCCACCUGAUCCCUUCAAGUUGAUUCCUAACCCCUACGGACCAGGAAGUUACAGGGACAUGAAACACCAGCAGCCCCCAGUCAGUGAGGCAGAGUUUGAGGAGUUAAUGAACAGAAAUAGGGCUAUUUCGAGGAGUGCACUUUCCAAUGCUGUGUGUACGGCAUCAUCGGGGGAUUAUACAAGUGCCAUGAAAACAUUAGAAACAGCAAUAGCUGUUAUCAAGGAAUCUCGUGUAGCCAAUGAUGAUAGAUGUCGUGUACUACUGACAUCUCUCCGAGACUGUCUGCAUGGGAUACAAGACAAGGCCAACUCUUCCAGGUACUGA